AUGACGGAGGGAAUGACUACACGAUCUCGGGUUGUGGAGGAGAGCAUCCAUCAUCUCAACGACCGCCAGGAUGCGCUGCUCGCUAAGAUGGAGGACCUCUGUGGCUCUGUUCAGCAGUAUGCGGAGCUCUUUGAUACUAUCCAAAAAUCUUUGGCAACUCAACAAACGGUGAUGUCCGACAUGAUGUUCAAGUUAUCAAAGAUUGAACGAGGCCCUCCGCCUCCCUUACUGUCAUCACCCCCGGUGUCGCCCGGAACGGGAUACCCUCAUCUUAUGGCGGCAUCCUCGGCAGUGGGCCAUCCAUCGCAACCACUAGCACGCCUCCCUAAGUUGGAGAUUCCUCUCUUCACGUGUGAGAACCUUUCAUAUGACCCUGCGCCCGCUAUUCAAUGGUACCAUUGGCUAUUUGCUACUGACCAGUUGACAACAUGGAGCGCCUUUGUCCGCCUGGCGGAUAUAUGUUUUGGUCCAUCCAAGUAUGUGAACCAUGAGGCUCGUCUUUACAAACUCCGGCAACAGUCCUCUGUCAUGGUGUAUAUGUCCGAGUUCGAAUGCUUAUCGACGAGAGUCAUGGGGUUACGACCCAACAGUCUAUUAAAUUGCUUCCUGUCGGGGUUACGCAAGGACAUACAGCGCGAGCUGUAUACCUUACAACCGGAGACAUUAGCCGACGCGAUGGGCCUAGCUAAAAUCAUUGAGGAUAAGUGUAAUGCUGCACGGGCUGCCUUGGGACCGCCACGCUUGCCCUUCCGGGCCUUGCCUAUGGGCAAUACCGGCCUCCCAACGCCGGGAGUCCCGCGCUUCCCUGCACCACCAACCACAUUACCCAUCAAGAAGCUAACUCCGGCUGAAAUGGCCGCGCGGAGGAAACGAGGCCUCUGUUUUAACUGUGAUUCACCAUUCACACGAGGUCAUCGUUGCAAUCCCCCACAAUUUUUGUGUCUCCUGGUAGAUGAGGGCACGGAGUCUCCAGAGGAGGUUCUCGAACCGGAUCCGGUCCCUCUAGAGGUUCCAGCAGAGUCGCCCCCGGCAGAGCCACCUUCGGAGGAGAUACCCAGUAUCUCGUUCCAUGCUUUCACAGGUGCUCUCGUGCCAUCGACUCUGAAGAUUGCAGGCAUAAUUAAUGGCAAGCGUGUCACGGUGUUGAUCGACGGAGGCUCUACAAACAAUUUCCUCCAAACUCGCUUGGCAUCCCACUUGGGUUUAACUACCCAUGUUGCUUCUCAACUAACGGUGACGGUGGGGAAUGGAGAACAGCUGCAAUGUGGCGGGGAAUGUUUACAGGUUCCUUUAAAGCUAGGCGAGGCCUUAUUUCCGGUCGAUCUCUUGCUUCUUCCGGUAUUCGGCGCCGACGUGGUCCUCGGGGUGCACUGGUUAGCCAGGAGGGGACCUACACUCUUUGAUUACAAAAAUCUAUGGAUGGAGUUUGACCACCAUGGAGCUCGAGUACGUCUGCAUGGCUUGCCCAUGGCAUGCGGGGAUAUGGUUUCCCCGGCCUCUUUACGUCGAGACGCUCUCGGGCAUACUGGCAGUCAAUAUUUUCAUCUCUCCGUAACUUGGACGGACGAUCAGAGACCACCUGCGGGGUUUUUCGUUUCUGCUGAUAUCUCAGCCCCACUGGUCUUCGUUGACCAACUGAAUCAAUUAAUUCGACAUUUCACUGAUAUAUUCUCCAUCCCUACAGGACUUCCACCUGCGCGAUCAUUCGAUCACAGAAUUCGCUUACAGCCGAAUACCUCGCCAGUGAAUGUGCGGCCCUGCCGCUACCCUCAUUUCUAGAAGGGAGAGAUCGAGCGCCUCGU
Molecule: messenger RNA, 1802 nt
Organism: Dioscorea cayenensis subsp. rotundata (Guinea yam)
Lineage: Eukaryota; Viridiplantae; Streptophyta; Magnoliopsida; Dioscoreales; Dioscoreaceae
Exons: 2
Coding region: 1-1779 (592 amino acids)
Source: RefSeq, a predicted model, not a curated record